This is a messenger RNA of Haplochromis burtoni (Burton's mouthbrooder), 3244 nucleotides long. RefSeq names its product zinc finger protein OZF. Lineage: Eukaryota; Metazoa; Chordata; Actinopteri; Cichliformes; Cichlidae. Gene Ontology annotation, molecular function: RNA polymerase II cis-regulatory region sequence-specific DNA binding; DNA-binding transcription factor activity, RNA polymerase II-specific. The record is from RefSeq and is a predicted model, not a curated record. Bases 104 to 1447 code for a protein of 447 amino acids. Gene Ontology annotation, biological process: regulation of transcription by RNA polymerase II. The transcript is spliced from 2 exons.
GGUUUCCGGUACGGAUCGGGUAGUGACAGUAGCGUUAGCCUGUUAUUAACCUUGUUGCGGAUGGCUGUGUAGCCGAUGAGUGUGGUAAAUUGUUGCAGCAGCAAUGUCUUCUGUUGGUGGGUGGAGGAGCGUCAUUGGCGUGAGGCUGGAUGGAGCAUUUGAGGGAAUCUUCACAGAGUUUGAAAGUAAAAUGGAGCAGUGCGAGACAGAAGUGGAGCAUCAGCGCAGACUGCUGGAAACCAUCCGGAACCCCGAAAUAAAGCUGCACAGAAUAGACCAACGCUGCAUCUGUACAAAGAAGGAAGAGGAAAUCUCUAUCCAGGAGAAGAACGCCAGUCUGGAUCCAGAGGAUCAGAAACCUUCACUGAUUAAAGAGGAGCAGGAGGAGCUGUGCAUUAGUGAGGAAGGAGAGCAGCUUGUGCUAAAGCAGGAAAGUGAUGCCUUCAUGGUGACUCCUGUUUGUGAGGGCAGUGCCGAGCUUCUGUCCUGUUUUGUACCUGAGAGUCGAGAACAGGAAGGAGUCAAAUGUGAAAACUCAGGAAUGCCCUUAAAAACGGAGCCGAAACCAAAGAAAGUCUGUAACAACACAGAUGAAAACACACAAGUCUGCAGGAAUAGUUUACAAAUAAAAGAACUUUGUGGUACUACGAAUAAUAAUAUAGAUGGGACGCUUUACUCCUGCAGCUCCUGCACGGAGACAUUUGAACAUGAAUCAACGCUUAAAAAUCACCUACGAAUCCACGCAGACGAUGAGCCGUAUUCCUGCAUGACAUGUGGGAAGGUUUUCAACUACAGCGCUUCCUUCAAGCUCCACAUGAAAGUCCACACGGAUGAGAGGCCGUACUUCUGUGAGAAGUGCGGCAAAACGUUCAGAAGAAAUGAUAAGCUGCGGCUGCACAUGAGAACGCACACGGGGGAAAAGCCGUACCUCUGCAUCACCUGCGGAAAAAGGUUUAACGACCCGUCGGCGUUCAGGAGGCACACGGCCAUACACACCGGCGAGAAGCGGCAUUCUUGCAAAACCUGCGGCAAACGUUUUGCCCACAGCAACAGCUUUCUCUGCCACAUGAGAACCCACACAGGUGAGAGGCCUUACCUCUGCACCACCUGCGGGAAUAGAUUUGUCAACGCCUCAAAGCUUAAAAGGCACACGAGGACACACACGGACGAGAAGCCUCACGUCUGCAACACCUGCGGGAAGAGGUUCAUUCGCCUUUCCAGGUUGACGAGUCACACGAGGAUUCACACGGGUGAGAAGCCGUACUCAUGCCAAAUAUGCCAGAAGGACUUCGCUUACACCACUUCCUUGAAGGUCCACAUGAGAGUCCACACAGGCGAGAAGCCGUACGUUUGUGAGAAAUGUGGGGAAAGUUUCAGUCAGGCGGGGAGCCUAACCACCCACAUUAGAAGGCACGCAGGUGAAAAAAAAGUCUUGAAACACCUGUGAGGAGAAAAUAUGAGCGAAAAUGAGUUGAUUAGGUUUUGGUUUAAAGAGGGUUGUGUAACUUUACUGUGCGUUAUACUGUACAUGAUGAGCCUGCCUUUAGAUUCAAGUCUAAUGUUGUGUUAAUGUGGUGCGUCAGCAGUAAUGCUCCAAGUGCUCGAGUUGCACUGCACAGCAGAGGACAACAAAAAAAAAUGGCUUCAAGGUAAGAAAAUAGAAGUCUGCAGUCUUUUUAAUGACCAGCAGGUGGCCAGUCUGGACUCAAACGCUGGUUUUAGGUCAUAUUUCAUAAAAUGUUGUAAAUUAUGCUCUGUAAUGAAGGCAGAUGAGGAUUAAUAGAGUAUAUGUACUGUCUGAAAUCCUGGGCAGAAGCUCCCCCACUUGUUUCAACACCAAGAUGGUGAAAACCAGCUUGAGGCUUCGUGACAUGAUGUUAUGGUGGAUACAUCCAUCUUUUAGAUGCAGUUUGUGGGGGCAUCUUUUUAUGAUGAAAUCCUUAAAAUCUGAGAAUUCACCAGCACUUCUGAAGUAUUUCAUCUCUAAUCGUGAUAUAUGUAUGCGGGAUUAUGUGUUAGUCUCUCAUGUAUAUUAGAGGACUACAGGCUUGUUUUUAAUAAAUAAUAUAAGAUGGGAAGGAGUGAUGAAAUGAGAGGCCGGCUGGCUCUUGUGGUUCAUCUGAAUCAGUUGAAAUCUGAAAAAUCGACCCUGCCAGUUUUUGUUUUUCUUCUUUUUUUUUUUUGUAAACAAAAAAAUGUAGUCUCAAAGAGUGUAAAGGACAAUAAAAAUUCUUUUCAAUACAAAUAUCUUUUUCGUUUUCAAUUAUUCAAACAUCACUUCCCAAAUUACUGGAUCAAAUGAUUAUUGGACACCUACCUGUGACUGACAUCAGAUUACAUACAGUAAUUAAUAGGACACGGCGUGCUUGGUAAAUUUGUAAUUGUUAUAUGAAGUAGUGUUUGACUAUUUUAUGGUUUUAACUUAAUUGUUUCUGGUUUUCAUUAAUAGCUGGCGUUAACUAGCUAGCUUGCUAUGGAGAGGUUCACCUGCCACUAUUGAUUAAACACAAACUUUUACAGUACACGUGAUGGACAUUCUCAGCAGAGACAGAUGUGACUGCUGUCUGAAGCCACUCUGUACAGCCAAGCCACCUGCAGCAACUGCUGCUGUGUCAGAUUUUCAUUGUCCCAUCCCUCUUAUCCAUUUUUAAAGCUCCUUCUGACUUCAUGGUCGUGGCAAGACAAUGAUUAUUGGGACAGCUAGUAAAAACUAUUUAAAAGUCAACUUCAACUUGACACUUUUGCUUAUUAAUUACACUUGCACACAAGGUAUUGAGGUGAUAUUCAACUGAAUCUCUUUUUAUUCAAGCAUUAAGGAAAUGUUCACAAUACAUUGGAGAUAUUUAGGGGAAAUAAACACUAGACUCAUGUCUGGGAUAAUAAUGCUGAUUUCAAGCAAAAAACUAAAAAGCCAAUAAAAAAACAUACCUGAGGACAGAGGUGCGUACAGGUGAAUUCUGAGUGGAAGCAGUACGUGAAAUGUACGUGAUUGAGGAGCUGACUUGAACAAAAUCAAUUGGUUGCAUUAAAUAUACACUCGCCGGCCACUUUAUUAGGUACACAUGUUCAGCCACUUGUUGAAAUAGAUUUCAGAUCAGCCAAUCACAUGACAGCACCUCAGUGCAUGACCUCCUGAUCAAACGGCAUCAGAAUGAAGGAGGUGAUUUAAGAGACUUUGAAUGCAUCAUUAUUGUUGGUUCCAGACAGGAUGGUCUGAGCAUUUCAGAAACUGCUGAUCUGCUUU